AGCAUGGCAUUUUGGGAUACUUGUCCCCAUCAUGGCGGAUGAGGUAGUUGGCUAACGUGAGCGGUUAGCACAUUCAGCGAUUAUUUGGUGUCACACAUUGAAUGACUGUAGCCAUCCUGCACUUUCUACACAAGGACCGCAUCCACGGGACAUACACCGGUGUUGAGUGAGAGAGCAGCAAGGCUGUGACAUUAAGAGAGCAUUUAAGGAAAUCAGGGGCACCAGCACAAUGGACUGUGCAGUGGAUAUCCCCUCAGGUGAAGAUGAGGCACCUGCGAAAGACGAUAUGCAUGUGAAGGAAGUGAAUGAGCCACCUCCCAAGAAAAACAAGAAGCACAGAAAACACAAGAGCAAAAAGAAGAAGAAAAAGAGGAAGGGGGAUAAGGAGAGCAGUUCAGAGACCGGUGCUGAGUCAGAUGUAGAGACACCAUCAACUCCAAAUCCUGUCAGGACCACCAGAGCCAGGAACCUCCCCGAAAAUGAAUUGCUAGCCGUUAGCCUCGUUAUAAACAGAACUGAACUAGGUGCUAGACUGGCAGCAUCUGUAGGAAGUGAAGACCAAGCUGGACUGAAGGAGGAGGGAAAAAGGGAUGCAAUUACAGAUCGCGCAGAUACAGAGGGAGAUGCAAAAUCCAAAAAACACAAAAGACACGCUGCCAAGAAGAAGAAAAAGAAGAAGAAGAAAGACGAAAAGAAAUCUCCAUCUCGCUCCCCAUCUGAAAGCAGCUCGGCUUCAGGCUCUGACUCUGAAGGUGAAGGGGGGAAAGUGGCUGCUGAUGGAAAAUACUCUCCAGCUGCAGCAUCUGACCAACAAGAACCAGUGUCUAAACUUGUUUUAAAAAGUAAACGUGGUGAUAAAUCUGAAUUGCUUGGAGUGAAGAAAAAGGAGAUAUCAGAUAUGGAUGCGUCUCCAGCUGGAGAGAAAGGCAGCAAUACCAAUCAAACAGAAAAGGAUAUGAGAUCACCCUCUGCGGGCCAGGAUGAGAUAAUUGAAACGGCAAUAGUUAAGACGGAGGGUAGUCAAGAGGGUACAUUCAGCCAUGCCCAGGAACUCCCUGACAUCAUCCCUAAACUGGAAGGUGCUACCCCAAGAGAUGAGCCAGGCCUGAAAGAUCAGUCCAAUUCAGUUCAGAGGGCUCAGCUGAUAGAGCGUGAUUCUUCCAGAUGCAGGUCUCCUUCCCCUCCCAAGGGCCUAGAAAUGAAGAGGUCUGGUUCAAGUCAUAGUCGCUCACCAACACCUAGUCCUACUCGGGAGCAGUCUGGGCAAACAGCAGCAGCAGCAGCAGCAACAAAAGAACGGUCAAGAACCCAUUCCCGGUCAACCUCUAAAGAAAAACGGUCUAUAACUCCUCUAAAAAAUCGGCAGCUAUCCCGCUCUCAGUCUCCUAGAUCUAAGAGGAAGUCACUCUCCCAGUCCCCAAAAAGAGAUAUCUGUCAGUCCCGGUCCACCUCUCGCUCCCUCACUCCCAAGAAGAAGGUGUCAAAGUCUCCAAGGAAGUCCAAGUCUCCUAAACGUCGGAGGAGUUCAUUGUCUGUUUCUCCCAAGCGACGCAGAAGUUCCCACUCUCCUAAAAGAAAGUUGUCACGAUCCCCUAAACGGGGUGGCCGCAGGUCUCCCUCUCUAUCUCGGUCUCCAAGGAGAAGUCAAAGGCACUCCAGGGCCCACUCACCAAGGCGAGGUGGGGCAGUUGGUAGGCGUUCAAGGUCACGUUCUGUCGCUAGAAAGCGCCGCUCCAGUUCUAGAACAAGACGUCCUGUUCGUCGCUCCAGGACACCGGCAAGACGCGCAGGAGGGAGGCGCUCCAGGAGUCGAUCCGUGUCUCGGCGUAAGAGGUCACCUCCGCCCAGAUCCCGCCGCUCACGUUCUCGGUCGCUCCGCAGGGGCAGGCGUACUCGGUCACGUUCUGUUGUUGUCCUUAAGCGCAACCGGCACUCCAAAUCCAAGAGUCCUCGCAAACGGACCAAAUCCAGAACCCCUCCCUCCGGACGGCGCUCCGGUUCCCCCGCCAGGAGAAAUCGCUCUCCACCACGGUCUGGUAAACGCUCAAAAUCUCGCUCGUUGUCUCUACUCCGUCAGUCAAAGUCCCACUCACCUCCACCUGUCAAGAAGAGGUCAGAAUCUCCUAGGAGGAGUGAAAGAAGAUCAAAGUCUAAAUCCGUUUCGGCGGGCUUAAACAGAUCUAGAUCCAGGUCGCAGUCGAGUGAUGGGCAGUCUAACAACUCCUCCCCAGCCAGAUCCACAUCAUCCUCUCCUGUUAAAGAGGUGAAGCCUUCCACCCCUGAAGUUGAGACAGCUGUGGAAAGUGGAGGAUUUUCAGCUACACCAGGUGCUUGGAAACCCAUGCCCGCAGCAGCCGCUGCCCCCAGCCCCCAAGCUGAGAGCUCCUCAGAUACGUUGCCAGAGCAGCCUCAGGCGCUUUCUCCCAACAAGGACAAGGAAGAGAGGGAGUGUGCCGACUCAUCCAAUGAACAAGAGGUUUCCAGGUCCAGGUCUGGUUCCAGAGAGCCCGUCGCUGGUCCAGAUCGGUCAGAUCUUUCGGAAGGAUCAGAUGAAGAAGAGGAUCCUCCCUCUCCAGUUAAGCAGCUGUCCAAGUCACCCUCACCUCCGGAUGGAAGGAAACUGUCCCGCUCAAUUUCUCCACCACAACGAUCAACAUCCAAGUCCACAUCCCGAAGGAAGCCGUCAAGGUCUAAGUCUCCUGUGAGGAAAAGAGAAUCUGUCUCUCCACCGGAAAGGAAGAAACGGCGGUCCAAAUCUCGAACUCCUGCCCGGCGGAAGAAGUCCCGCUCCCCUGCAAGGCGGAAGAGGUCACACUCCAAGUCACGGACCAGAAUCCGGCGUUCCAAGUCCCGCUCGCCAACCCGAAAGAGACGAUCCCGCUCACCCAAUCCUCGUGGAAGGAGGAGGUCCAAGUCCACCGACAGGAACAAGCGAUCCAAGAGCCGCUCCACUGGCCGCAGAAAAAGAUCAGUAGACAGAAGCAGGCGCUCGCGGUCUCGUUCUGUUGAUCGCAGACGCAGGUCUAGGUCAAGGGGUCGAGGCAGGCGCCCGGUAUUCCGCAGUCGUUCGUUCGAUAGGCGGGACAGGUGGAAACGAGAACCCAGCCACUCUCCAGUUCUCAUUCUCCGCAAACAGCGCCGCUCAGGGUCCCGAGCACGACGCAGCACCAGCAAGACUCCUCCACGCCUCACUGAACUGGAUAAGGACCAGUUACUGGAGAUAGCCAAAGCUAAUGCUGCUGCAAUGUGUGCUAAGGCGGGGGUGCCCAUUCCUGAGAGUCUUCGACCGAAAGCCAUCCUCCAGCUCCCUCUACCCACUCCGUCUCCUGCUCCUCUCUCCUUACCACUACCUUUACCUCUCCCAAUGGGGAUGGGCAUGGGGAUGGGCAUGGGAAUGGGGAUGGGGAUGGGGAUGCCCAACAUGCCCAAUAUGCCUAAUAUGGGUCAGAUGGGGAUGUCCAAUAUUCCAGGAAUGCCCAGCAUGUCAAACAUCACCAUGAGUGCCGCUAUGGCAAGUAUGACAGCAGCUACUAUGACGGCUGCCUUGACCAACAUGGGUGCCCUCGCGUCCAUGCCUCCCCUUGCCCCGCUUCCUACCAUCACUAACAAGCCUCCACCGUGUCUUGCUCCCCCAACGCCAACCCUCAACCUGGACCACAUCGAGGAAGCAAAGAGAAAGGUCACCCAGCAAGCGAACAUACACACCAUAAAGGAGCUUACUGAGAAGUGUAAGAUGAUUGCUAAUAGCAAGGAGGAGAUGGCCAUCGCUAAACCCCAUGUCUCAGAUGAUGAAAGCUAAAAUCGCCACGCCACUCAAGCCGCUUCCCUCAAAGGACUGAAGGAAAGCAUAACAAACGCUUUACAGGAGGACCUACCUUCCCACAGUUCCCUUUGGCAGCCAGAUGACCUGACUGAGCCUCAUAAACCACCACCACCAAGAAGAAGAGCAUCCACGUUGUCACACUCAGGCAUACGGGCACCAGCCACUGCCCCACCCAGCUCCCCAGUUUGUUUCUGUCGGUGUGCGAGAGAGAGAGACUGGCAGACUGUCAACUGUGAUACCACUGAGUAAACUGGACACACUGACGUGUGCACAGUUGUAUGACUGUAUAGUGUGUGUGUGUGUGUGUGUAUGUAUGUGUGUGUGUAUAUAUAUAGUGACUUUCACCACCUCAAUGUUGCUGCUCAUUUAAGCGGUCACUGACGAAAGAGGAAACCAACCAAACUAACAAGUGGCGCAAGUGAUUUUGUAAAAGAUUAGUUUCUCUAAAUUUGAUUUACUUUUAUGCUUUCUAAAAAUAAUUGUUAAGUGGAGACUGCUUCCUUGUUCUUCUGUAUUCCCCUUGGUUAUCUUUAGUCCCCGGUUUUAUAAACAAAUAAUGCAGACAAAGUGUUGGUAGAUACUCAAAAAUGUCAUUUGUUGUCAAAAGCCUGGCUGCCCAGGGCGAGAGAGUGGCCACAUGUGAAUCCUGGAACAGGGUACCAGAUUUGAUUAUUUUGAAGGAAUGGCAUAUUGGCUUCAAAAAGCAUUUGGCUACGACAACUAAAUGUAACUAAUUCAGUUAGCACUGCCCUGGGUGUUUUCGUUCCCUUUAUUUUAAACGGCGCCAACCUAGUCUUGACUCUGUCAUGGUCUUUCUUUUGGGCUUUGUUGGGAUUUUUACCAACCUGGAAACGUGUUUGCUGUAGAUUUACAUGGACAUUUCAUCCGCUCCUCUUUUAACACCAACAUGCAGUGUUGUGUGUUUAGCAGAACGCUAUAAUGCAUAGUAUAAUUUAAGAUUCACAAAAAGCACACCAUUGGUAUUUGUUGGGAAUUUCCAUAAUGGCAUUUUAGAACGAGAAGACAUUUGGGCGAGUAAAAAACAUUUGAAAGAUCUGUUUCUAUCUUUUGUCAUCUGAGUUUGAGUUUGAAAGCAAUGCUGGUUGAUGACUGUUGUGUAGAUGCCAGACGGUGGGACCGUGCCAACAGAACCUACCAUAAUACCCAAAACCUCAGAUUCAGAUCUCAACUAAGAUUUGAUUGGACCUUCAGCUGAAUGAGUUUAGCUAUUUUUGGUUAUCCUGAUAAAAUGGAUGGGUAAAAAUGUAACUUCCUUUAAACUUUACACUGUAAAUGGUAAUUACUAUUCAUGUAUAAGAUCAUUUUUAGUUCACUAUUAUGAUACAUGAUAAACAAUAGGUAUUUAAUAAAAAUACGCUUUAGAUAUGCUUUUGCCUUUUUCUUGCUGUUUACAUUAUUGAAACACAAUUUCUAUUGUUGACUUUUAUAGAGGCGCACACACAGAACAUAAUUCAUUUUGUGCUAGGGGUGACAAAUUAGUUAUAGAGUUGAGUAUGUAGGUUUUGUGUAGUAGACAAUCAAUUUCUCGGUCUCAAGAUGCUUUUCUUGAAAGAACUAACCAAAUUAAAUGUCUGGCAGCAUUGUCUUCAGGUGGCAAAUAGAGAAUUAUUAAGAUGACUGCAAACAUCACAAAUAAACCCAACAAGCCCUUUCCAUUAUUCGAUUGGCGAAUUUAAUAUCUGCUUGACUCGUAAAUGUUUCUCUGGCCCAGAGUAGGUCUUCUGUGUGAGCUGCAUCUUGGUAAGCGGGGUCCAUGUUUCAGUGAAUGCGUUUGUCCCAUUGGAUAACUGAAGAACAAAAAUGUACUUGGUGCUUUUGGGGAAACUGGCAGGGGUGUGGUUUUUAAGGAAUCUUCCACUCAUAACUCUUUUCUUUGGAGGGGGAAAUAAAUCUGGAUCCAUUCUCCUUUUGUUGACCUCCCACACCCGGGGCUGUUUAACUAUGGAAGAUAAUCUGUCACGGUUUUGCCGAACUGUACCAAAAGUGUAGUUGGGCAGUUGAAUGGAUUCCCUGGGGUAAUCUUUAACUAUUUUAAUGACAGAAAAAAAGAAGAAAAUGCAUUUUAGGAUUCUUUUUUUUUGGGAGGGGGGGGUCAUUUGAAUAUGACAUUGCCUGCUUUGUACAUAAAUGUGUUGAUUAUUAAAAACCUCAAUGAUC
Cyclopterus lumpus (lumpfish) is the source of this 6001-nucleotide messenger RNA. RefSeq lists its product as uncharacterized. Gene Ontology annotation, biological process: regulation of mRNA splicing, via spliceosome; regulation of cell cycle. The coding region runs from base 230 to 3799 and encodes 1189 amino acids. The transcript has 11 exons. Gene Ontology annotation, molecular function: RNA binding. Lineage: Eukaryota; Metazoa; Chordata; Actinopteri; Perciformes; Cyclopteridae. The record is from RefSeq and is a predicted model, not a curated record.